CAUAUAUGGAGUUUAUAUCUACAUAUGCUCUUCACAGAGUCUGCCUUGUUGCUACGGUAACCCAGAGCGGACUAACCAUUCGUCCACCGUAGUUCUUCUCCACGCUCGGCGAGGAGAGAAGUUUCCGUUGUUUGCACCUUUAUUUUGAAAAAAGGGCCUCCGUUUGCAGAAGUUAGCUCGGAGAACAUAUUGUUGCUGUAGCAUUACGUAACACAACAUCUCUUUGCAUGUCGGGGGAUCUAUUGGAAAAAAAACGUUGUAUUUUCAUCACAUCGAGCGCACGGGAGACGUUUCAGUCGGUUGCAAUCUGCAAACUCACCACUAGAUGUCGCACAAGCCCACACACGCCACAUUUAAGAAAAAGGCAUCCUAAGAAAUACGAGUUUAAUGACCUACGUUAUCAAUUUAAUUGACAUAUGCACAGGAUGGUUUACACAUUCUCCAUUACAAUUAGCUUCAAAUGACACGCACCAGUAUUAAUAGGUGGUAGUUGUUAGAUAAUACUGGAACCAUAUGUUCCAGUAUUUACACAGGUCAGGGAGCCCUGAAUUAGCUGGUGCAGCAACCAAGCUGAUAACACUUUUAUUAGGCAUGUGAUGCCGUGUGUGUGUGUGUGUGUGUGUGUGUGUGUGUUUGUUUUGUGGAUACUCGCUGCACCUUAUGCAAAGACGCCCUGCGGCCUUCUCACCAACGUUUUGUUUAUCUGCAUUGGUCACGGUUCACAUGACUUAGUGUUGACGACGGACUCAGUUCAGAUUAUUCGUAUUAUUUUAGUUUUGGGGGUGUUUUCCUUUCGCAAAAUAACCACAACAGCUUUUGCAUGUUUUUUUUUUAAAUUGAAUUGACUGGAAUCGUAUUUUUAACACGUAGAAAGUGAGUAAAAACAUUUAAAAACCUUCUAUCAGUCAGAAGUAAUCCAUUCAUCUCUUUUUAUCUCUUAUUUCAAACCAGAACGUUCUCCUUGACGGCGACUCGUUAAACGAUUAUUCGUCCGUACGCCGCGGUUCGUACAUUGUGGUUUAAAUGUCGUAACGACCUCUGAAGUGUUUGUCACGGGUCACUGAGCUCGUCUGAGGAUGUAUUUGCAACAGAAAGCCACACUGUUGGCUUUUUGGAGUGAACGUAUAUGUUUCUGAGGUCAUUGUUUUGGUUUUCUCUCUUCAUCAGCGACUCUCUCGUCCUCCUCGGUCCAGUCAGAAAGAGCGUCUCCGUCACUGUUUGUAACAUUGAUGAAAAACCAGCCCGCUAAACGACUUGCUCGGUGUUACUCGGCUUCCAGGAGACGUCUUCACGAGGCGACACACGAUAACCACGAGUGCUGUUUAUCAGACAAACAAAGAAUUAGCCUCAGGGCCUUUGCUCCACCAAGUGAAUCCUUACAUUUGCACUACUGAAGUCGGUCCACUCCUGUUUGUCUAAACCGAGAUCCAGCAAAGGGCUUCAUGUAAGAAGAAGAAGAAGGAGGAUAAAAUCAUCCGAAUUGCUUGAAAACAGCAACGAGCGAAACACAAAGUAGUAAAUAAAAGAGGAACCCCGAGUGGCCGCCAUGUUCCAGCGCCUGAGCAACCUGCUGUUCGGGGAGGUGGAGGAGGUGGCGGCGGAGCUGAAGGGACCCAAGCCCUGCGUGACGGAGGCCGACGAGGAGGGGUGGCUGCUCGUCAACCUGCCUGGGUCUGAGGCUGUGACGGGACCCCCGGCGAGUGCACAAUCCCUCCCAGAUAGCAACCAAUCGAAUCCUCACGUCACACGCACGAGGACCGACUGCCCGGCCCCGGUGUCCCCCCACCCGCCUCACAAGCGCCGCAGGACGCACCGGGGCCGGGCGGCGCCGUCGGACCCCUCGUUUCGCCCGAGCGCGUCGCUCUCGGGCGCGGUGACCCCGCCGAGACGGGCCGGGCUGCCCACGCCCUCCUGCACCCCGUCGGUGUCCCCCGGCUCCGGGAGUGAGUGCGGGGGGGGUCGCGGGAGAGGCUGCAUGGAUGAGAGCUGGUUUGUCACCCCUCCCCCCUGUUUCACUGCAGAGGGCGCCACGGCGGAGGCCAGCCCGAUGGAGGACCUGCUCAUCGAGCACCCCAGCAUGUCCGUGUACGUCUCCCCGAGCAGCUUCUCCAUGGUCUCCACCGUCAACCUGUCCGUGGUGGGAGAGGAGAGCAUGGUCAGCCUGGCAGGCAGCGUGAGCAGGGUGGCAGAACCAGCCUCCGCCCCCGCCACCCGCGGCACCGUGCCCACCAGGGUGAGCCGUGGAGCAGCCGCCCAGGCUGGAGCUCUGGCCAAGGUCACCCAGGUGGCCCGGGUCCAGCGCGGCAAAGCCCGCAUGGAGCGACGCCACCUGGGCCGCAACCGCAUCCAACGGCAAAACCGCACCAGGGAGCAGGUCCCUCGCCACGCGGGCCACGCCCGGAACACCUUCCUCCACCAGCCCAGCAAGCGCAACAUCUGCCACUGAACUCUAGGGGGCGUCGUUCACACCGAGGGCAUUAGCAGAGCGUCGGCACCUCCACGCCAGAUUAAAUGUAUUCACUCCUGGCAAUUUUGUUUCUGCUUUAAUUUCUGCACAUUAUAUUCAAAAGUACACUCAGAUACCAGUAGACCCGUAGCUUUUCUUUUGGGUCCCUCCCGGUGGUUUGAUGCCCUGUUGUGAACCAAGCGCUCUGAGGAGGUCUGUGUCGACCGUUUAAAUACUUGUUGUCCAUUGCAGUAUCCAAACAAGAAAAAAACUACAAAAAAAGGUUAUACUUAGAAAGAAUAAUGUCUGAAAAACCACGACAAGUUUAGCAUUCUUAGUGAAGUAUUAUGUUUCAUUUCACUCUUCCCCAAGGCAUGUUUCUUUUUAUUAUUAUUUAUUAAUUCAAUCAUGAAGUUUUACAUUUUUGAACAAUUUAAAUAAACCGCGUGUACUUUAAGACGUUUUCCGACGGUAACCAUGGAGACGGAGAUGAGGCAACCCUUCGUAAACAACCGAGUGUCUCACUUUCUUUUUGUUUUAAUUCAGAAACAGACAUCAUUAUUAAAAACAGGCCGGCUAGUUAGCGAGCUAGCUUCUCCACGGGCGGCGGGCUACUUCCAUCAUGCUUUCAUGCUACUCUGGUGGCAGGAACCGAGUCGUGGAAAGUCGUCACUCAUUCGAUUAGAAUGGGAACGCCUGUUAUACUCCCAUUCUGUUCCUGUGACACUUAUAUUAUAUAGUCUCUCUCUCUCUCUCUGUUCCACCAGGAGAAACUACACUUCUGGCUUUUAAAGCCAACAAAAAUAGCAAAAAGAGAAGAUCGCUCACACGGCAUGACGAUCACAUAGACGUAAAGUGUGUGUGUGUGUGUGUGUGUGUGUGUGUGUGUGCGUGUGAGCUGAGAUCUUACGUUAUCCAUGUUGAACACCAAAAGAAAAAAAGGAAAGUCCGUCCUUUUAUUUGUACAUUUUGGUUGAAAAGGUCCCUGAGGAGAAAAGGGGCGGAGCCUCCAACAGCCUGACCAAUAGCGGUCCUCCCCCCCCCCCAUUGGACACAUUCAGGACAUCCUCUUGCAUGAGGUGGUGCAGGUGCAACCCCGUUACCGCCCCCUCCUUACGGAUAUGUAUUCAACAACAAUAGUAAACAAUGGUGCUGACUAACGCUUGUAAAUUAUUUGAGACGUGGAUGUAAGUUGUGAGUCAAAGUUUUAGCGGCGUGCCGUGAGCUUGUUUUUAUUUUAUUUAUUUUUCUUCUUUUGUGAUGUUUUGAUUCAAAUUGUGUGUGAGAAAGUGUACACCGACACAUUAAACGCAAAAACAAAAAACUCUUAAAAAAAACAACAACAACAUGAAUAAUGGUGAUUUAUUCCCUCUUGUAAAUAUUACAGAAACAUUUGAUAACGUCUCCGGUGGGCCAACACGUGCACGUCGUUGCCCUUCGAAUGCAGUUUCUUUUUUAGUUUUUUUUUUUAGAUUGCACCGUGAAUAA
Messenger RNA from Cyclopterus lumpus (lumpfish), 3934 nucleotides. RefSeq names its product tumor protein p53-inducible nuclear protein 2 (gene tp53inp2b). The record is from RefSeq and is a predicted model, not a curated record. Lineage: Eukaryota; Metazoa; Chordata; Actinopteri; Perciformes; Cyclopteridae. Bases 1547 to 2446 code for a protein of 299 amino acids. The transcript has 4 exons. Gene Ontology annotation, cellular component: nucleus; autophagosome. Gene Ontology annotation, biological process: positive regulation of DNA-templated transcription; autophagosome assembly.